Glycine soja is the source of this 1521-nucleotide messenger RNA. Its product is annotated as G-type lectin S-receptor-like serine/threonine-protein kinase At1g67520. The record is from RefSeq and is a predicted model, not a curated record. Bases 326 to 739 code for a protein of 137 amino acids. Lineage: Eukaryota; Viridiplantae; Streptophyta; Magnoliopsida; Fabales; Fabaceae. The transcript has a single exon.
GCCUUCAUAGAGAGUAAUCCUUGGCUAAUGUUCUCUGCAAUAUCUCAUAUUUGCUAGUUUCUAUCUUUAACAAAUCCUAAGUCUACAAUGAUGUUUUAUGAGGAUGAUGUUAAGAUAGCCAUCGUAGUUAUUUUGCCAUGGUUGUGUCUGCAGAUCAGCACUUAUGCAUUGUCGAGUAACAGUUUAUUAAGGCAAGGGGAGACGUUUGAUCACUCAUCUACACUAUUCUCACCAAUGCAUCAGUUCUGUUUGAAAUUUGCUCCUCUUCAGUUUGACCCUACUCACACCUACUUAGUCAUUCGUAACACACGAACUCCUACCGGAUAUGCUGAUUGGAUUGGCAACAGAAAUGACUAUUGGCAACAAUUCUGGGGUGCUUCUGACAUUGAAAAAUUCAGGUGCUUUGACCAUCACUAGUCAAGGUGGGAACCCCAUAACUCUCUACUCACCUGUUCUACCUACCAAGAAAAAUGUUGUUGUCACCCUUUUGGAUUCUGGAAACUUGGUCCUUGGAGAAUAUGAUGAUAGUGGAUCUAUGAAGCAUGCGAUGUGGCAAAGCUUUGAUCAUCCUUCAGAUGUUUUGCUACCUGGUAUGAAACUAGGUGUUAAUCACAAGACAAAUCGGUCAUGGUCGGUUGCGUCAUCAUUUUCUACCAACAACCCAUCUUCAGGUUCCUUUGCACUUGAAUGGGAGCCAAGGAAAGGAGAAUUGGUCAUAAAGAUGGGAGGGAAGAUAUAGUGGACAAGUGGGGUUCUGAGAAACAAUAGGUUUGAGAAUGUUCCACGGCAUAUGCAGCUCAUGUAUGAGUACAAAAUUGUCUCAAACAAGGAUGAGGAGUCUUUUAGUUAUGCAAGUCACAAUGAUUACUCACAGUUGGUGCUGUUUAGCAAUGGAAACUUGCAGGAUACACAAAUUGGAGAUAUAGCUCAAGCUUAAAAUUGUUAUGGCUACAAGACCAAGGAAGGUUGCAAAGUCUUUUUCUAAAUUUCUAAGCCACAACCAAGCAAAAAAUAUUGCCUCCUCCAGUAGUUGCUGACACUCAAAAUCAUGGUUAGAGAAGCAAACUCUAUUCCUAUGAUUCCAUAUACACCAAGUUAAAGCAAGUCACAAUGAUUACUCACAGUUGGUGCUGUUUAGCAAUGGAAACUUGCAGGAUACACAAAUUGGAGAUAUAGCUCAAGCUUAAAAUUGUUAUGGCUACAAGACCAAGGAAGGUUGUGAGAUAUGGGAAGACCAACCCAUUUGUAGGCAUUCUGAUAAUAUAUUUGAAAUACAAUAGGGAUACUUUGAUCGCCCUUCUUCUCAAAAUAAUAAUUCUUCUGCCGAAGACAAGAACACACUAACUGAAACUGGUUGCAAGAUUUUUUGUUGGAGAAAUUGCAACUGUGUUGGAUUCACAACUUAUUUUCCCAAUCAGACAGGGUGUAAAUAUUAUUGUGGAGGAUGGGUGCCUACUUAUGUGAAGUAUGCUGGAUUGAGUGUCAGCAUUCUUGUAAAGACCAACGAGAUCACAAAGGUAU